This is a messenger RNA of Diprion similis, 3527 nucleotides long. RefSeq names its product colorectal mutant cancer protein. The coding region runs from base 430 to 2976 and encodes 848 amino acids. The record is from RefSeq and is a predicted model, not a curated record. The transcript is spliced from 14 exons. Lineage: Eukaryota; Metazoa; Arthropoda; Insecta; Hymenoptera; Diprionidae. Gene Ontology annotation, molecular function: calcium ion binding.
ACGUGAGGUGUGAUCGAUAGUUUUUAUUACUCUCCGAGUAUCGGGGGGUUGGGUUUGAGGUUAGGGUUAGUGACUCGCUGUCAUUUGUCACGAGUACGAGGGUUCCGAUCGCCGGAAUCCGCUCCGCGUGUCGCAAAAAUCAUGUUUUCGCAUUAAAAACCGGACGAUGAAGCAUCGCGGGAGAUUCGCAUCAGUGUCGAGUCGGAAUUUCGGUGGUCCAGCCGAAUAUGUAAGGAAUCUCUUUGUUUGACGCGAGACGAGGUGACAAGUAUAACGGGCAGUAAAUAACAUCGGCGAAAGAAACGGGAAUCGAGAAAAAAGUACCGAAAACUACGCACCAUGUUCUUUCUUCAACGGUGAAUAAAUAAUACCCAAAAUGUCAAUCUCAUAUUCGUUUGUUGAGAUGGAUCAAAGUGAGGUUAAGUGAUAAUGUCAAAGACCGCUGAUGCUGAGAGCGAGGCAGGCUCUAUCUGCGACGAGGAACGUGUCAGGAAACUUUUUCAAGCCUGCGACGGAGACGGCGAUGGCUUCAUUGACAGUCAGGACCUAUUGACGGUAUGCCGAGAAUUGAACCUCGAGGAUUCCGUCGAGGAACUUAUGAGAGAGCUUGGCGCCGACGAACAGGGGAGGAUUUCUUACCAGGAAUUUCUCAGGCGAAGACUGGCUCUUCGGCCUGAAAUCGAAGCACUCAGAUCGGGGAAACACAGGACCAGUCCUCAUCACACUGCUCAUACGAUUGAGUACUUGCCUACUAGCAGUGACAACAGCUUGGGAACGGUGUCCGGACGUCAUGAAAGCUGGGAAUUCGACAGUGGAGCAAGAGAUUUGUCACCGGAGCCGCAUACUCUUCAAAAAUUGGUCGAGGCCGCGGCAGGUGGAACCGGAAACAUGCUGGAGCUUGCUAACAAGCUCCACGCGGCUGCUCUCUCCUCUCUACGGUCCGAGGUCUCCGAGCUUAAUGCCAGGCUCGUUGCUGCCACCAGGGCGAGGGAAGCUUCGGACGCCGCUUUGAUAAGGGCUGAAAGUCAGGCUGUCAGGGCGGAACAGAGGGCUGAACAACAGGCUGCCAGGCACGAGGAGAGACUCACUGAACUUCACUCAGUUAUUGCCGAACUUGGGAGACAGCUGGAACGCCAUCGGGCCACCGUCAUCGCCGAGGAAGAUGAGUCGGAAAUCGAGACAAGCCGAGAUGCCGAAGGAUCAAUUACGAACCCCGUUGAGGAGAGCGAAGGCGGAGGAGACCUCCACGGGGACGGUGACCGAACCCUUGGCGACGCGGAUUCCAGUUGUUGCGGUGAAAUUGAACACCGUCCGACGGAGAACGGGAGGGAAACCUUGGAGAGUCCAGCUGCUCUGCCGACUCCAGAACCGACCCAGCAAGCCGCCUCUUGUCAGAGCGUCGCCGUUGCUGCCCUCCAGGACGAGGUGAACGCCUUGAAGGCGGAAAUUGCCAGCUUACAGGCUCAACUGGCUCAGUGCAAAAGUCAGGGCCAAAACAAUUUACCUGCGACGCGUAGCGACUCGCCUCGACGUGACAUGAGGGUACGUAGAAACACGAGCUCACCGGAACCUCUUACUGCUCCUUGUUCGCCGUUGUUGCCUCCUCUUCAAACGCCACCAGCGAAAACCGUCUCCAGAGAAGAAGCCCCGGUCUUAAAGAUGGCUGAGAGAGUGCGGCUUAAGCGUACGGACGAAAGGCACAUCACUGGACCCGACAUCACGAACCUUGGUGUGUGCUCUACCAUGGUGGCCGAACAUCUGGUCUCCGAUCUUAUGGAGCAGUCAAACUUGCAGGAACUUAACGGAUCCGAAAAGCAAUUCGAAGUUGAAACGGAGAGGCUGAACAGCAGGCUGGAACAUGCGAGAGCUAACAACGCCGUUCUUGCGCUUACACUUCACGAGAGUAAAGCUCAGUGUGAUAGGCUCAGCCUAUUAGUCGGAAAAUACGAAUCUAAUGCCACUGCGCUUCGGCUCGCAUUAUCCUACAGUGAUCGAGCUAUUGAAGCUUACGAUGUUCUUGUGGCUUUACUAGAGAGCGAAAUUGCUCUGUCUACGGAUCGCAGCAAUAUUACUAUCGACAAUAGAAGGAUUGCUGAAAAUGUUGCUUACCACGUGUUGAACAGGCUGGAAAACGACUGCGCAGCCUUAGGGGCGCCCUGGGAGGAUAGCAUGGUCUUAUCCGACGAUUCGGAAGUAACUUGGGGCAUCGAGGAAGAGAAAAGACUCAGGAGACACAUCAACAGAAUGAAAUCGGAUCGGGCGAUGGUCAGAUCCACUGCUGUUGAAUUGGAAAGUGUUCAUGCCGAACCUCUGAACUCGAAGAACACUAUCUCACUAUCCGAGGCUAGGAAAUUGGAUUUAGAAACUGCGGUACUGAUGCAGGAAUUAAUGGCAAUGAGAGAGGACAAGGCUGAGCUUAGAGCGAGAGUUUUUUUACUCGAAAAAGAACGGGCAACUAUUGAACUUAAACUGGGUGUUCAAGAUACACAAAUCGCCGCUCAGUAUGCAGCUAUAUUACAUCUUCAGGAACAGCUCAGAGAUAUGGAAGCUAUGCCGGCGAUUGUGGCUAACAAGGAUCACGUCGUGAGCGACAACGAGAGCGAAGGUAUAGAGUCGGAGUUGAUAGAAGCGCUUGGAAGAGAAGCCAGGUUAAAAGAUCGUCUCCAAGAACUUGUAUCAACGUUUGACAAGGUUUACGCUAAUCUUGAUCUCCGACAUCUUCAGUCCGACGAGCUUGUCAAGGAUUUGAAACGUGCUAAUGGAGCUCUAGUACAAUCGAUGGAGAAGUCUAAGAAAAAGUAUCAAUCGAGGCUCAAAAAGCUGGAACAACAGAUGCUGGAAAUGGUGGAAAGACACGCGGCACAGGUCAGGUCGUUGAACCAGCGCAUAGCAAUGUUGGAAGAAGAGUCGUCCGGGUACAAGGGAACAUUGCCGUUGCAAUCGCAAAGUUCGGGAGCUAGCGAAACUUCGUUGUGACAUACGAGUAGAUAAUCGAAGUAAUUGAUACUUAUUAAAACGAGUAUUUUUUAAUACUUUUUUCCUAUCGUCAGUGAUCAGCGCGAUCGCGGCGGAUUGAAUCUAUGUAUUUUUUUACUUGAGAAAAAAAGAAGAAUAUUAAUGAUAAUAAUUACCUGAAUGUAAUUGCCCGGCUAAAACCGCUUUGUAAUUAUUAUAUAUUAUUUUGACGUAACGUAUUUAUUAGUUAAUUAUGACAGCUAAUUAUCGCUAUCGUUAAUAAAAUAGAAAAUUGCAUACCGCGCGUACUUGCGUCGAUACUUGCGUAAUUUGAACAUACGGUAGAUCUGUGGAUGAUUGUGACUACGUCGCAAAUCAAAAAAUGCUUUUUCUCACGAAACAACUUCUCAUUAUCUCAUAUACAUAGUAUAUAUAAAUGUAUACAUAUACACUACUACUGAAUAAUUACAAAAUAUUAGUUAGUGAUUUUGAUUUGUAAAUAUGUAUAUUGUAGGCAUACUCGAAGCGUGAUAAAUGUAGACUACGGUUAAAUAAAACGUGCUUUAUAAUAA